AUCGCCCAGUUCACCCCGUCUACGUAUCCAGGCCUGGGGUCGCAAAGUCCCAUGGAGGAGGCCACGGCCAUUUUCGUUAUCAUUUCCAGCAUGGCUCUGAUGGGCUCGAUGGUGUCCAGGAUGGUAGCCAUGAUGAACCAGCUGAAUGCGAUGGUCGCCGAGCGGCGAAGAACCCAGCGGCAAGUCCAGCGGUACCUAGUCGUCAACAAGAUCCCAGCGGAGUUGUCUGUUCGCAUCCAGCGCUGCGUGGAGCAUGGUCUGGAAGCACGCACGAAGCUGGUUGCGAAGCCCGCCCAGCUCAGCAUGCUGCCGCAGAAGCUGACCGCUGAGCUCACGAUGGCGCAGGUCGGUUACAACUUCCAGUUCCACCCGUUCUUCAACCUCAUCAUUCAGGCCAAGCUCAGCGUCCUGAGCGAGCUCUGGGGCGCUUUCAAGCCAGCCUUCUACGAGAUCGGCGACUUCGUGUUCAUCGCCAGCAGCGCUGCGCGCGGCAUGCACUUCACGUCCUCCGGGGUGUACAGGCUCCAGUUCGGGAUCGUUCAUGCGCCCGACCUGGAGAUGCAUCAGGACUUCAGCAUGCCGCAGUGGUUCGCGGAGGCCAGCCUUUUCACAAGCAUGACGCACGUCUCUACACUGACUGCCAGGAGCUUUGGCGAAGUGUUCCUUCUGACGGGUCACGCUUUCGCCGACGCCAUGUCCAGCUCGCCCAUCGGGAUCGUGGCGGUGUUCGAGUACGCCCAGGCGUUCCUGCGCGCCGUGCGGCACCACUGUGAGAGCGAUGUCGGGCUGACGGGGCUCGACCUGCUCCCAGGGACGUUCUCCACGGACGCGACGCAGGCGACCGAGCUGGCCGAGGUGGUCACGUCGCAGGCGCAGGCGGACGGCGGAGGAGGGAUGUCCCCCUCGAAGGAACCGAUGCGGCGGGUCGCCUCGUGCAUUCAGACCGCUCCGAGGGACACCCCGCUGGGCUUCAUCCAGAAGGUCAUGCACGGCAGCCUCGAUGACGCGGCCAUCCGCGCCGAGCUGGAGGAUCUGUUCCCGGAGGUGCAUUCCUUAGGGGGGACGUACAAGCGCGCUGGGCUCCAGGACGAGAGGGAACGCGCCGUCCUCUCGAUGAUGAGCGCGUUCUGGCUGAUCCGGGAUCAGUAUGAACCCAUGGUCGCUGGCCAGCACGCGAAGAAAAAACUGACAGAGGAGACAUGGACGAGUUUACAGCAUGCCAUUAGAUGGGUCGACCUUGACGAGGACAUGACUCAGGCGGCGCUGGUGUUCUUGGCCAUCCGCGGCCUCGGAAAGGCGAGGAGGUUCAGCCGCAUGUGCCCGCCAGGGCCUCUGAGGCGUCACUCGGAGCUCGCGGUGGCCUUCGCGAUGCGAGAGCUCCCGCUGGUGGUGCCCUCCGUUGGGGGCCUCUCGGCGUACCAGUUCGACCUCGUCAAGACCUCGUUGGAGCUGACCGUGGACUUCUCGCUGCAGCAGAUGCUGCAGGGGGAGACCAGCCCUGUCAGCAUCCACCGGCUACAGCGAGCGGCCGAGGACGUCGGCAGCCAGGGGGUCAAAUUCUACCUGUUCGUGCAGGUGUGCAUGAUGUGCGGGAGCGAGGUCAAGUGGGACAGCGAAGGCUGCCCCUUCUUGACCGAGGCCAACGCCCGAGUCCUCGUGACGGGCCUCGAGUGCCUGCGGCAGUUCGAGCAGGAGGAGGCCCGCAAGCUCUACUGGACGUACGUGUCCACCCGUGCCAGGAUGCUGGACGUGGCCUCCGUGGGGCCCGAGGAUCUGGCAUUCGCGCGGCUCAUAUGUCUCACAGACGCGAACGACCAAGAGAAGCUCAAGGCGGUGAGGCAGGCGUGGUCGUGCCUCGGCUCCCCGGAGCGCAAGAUCUUGGUGGAGUGGUUCCUGCGGGAUGGCAUGGCGGACAGCACGUUCACGUUCAAGUUCUUACCGCAAUACCUCGCCAACGCCAAGAGCAACCGCGCAGUGGGUAUUCUCGAGGCGCUGAUGGUGCUCCUGGACUUCAUUGAGAGGCUCCUCGAGUGCGGCUGCAUGGACAGCGGGUCCAACGUGAUUGUGGACAUGUCGGACCUCGCGGUGAUUGUGAAGGAGGUGCGGAUGCCCCGCGGGCUGACGAAGGCCGUGGAGGUCGCGAAGAUCGUCUACCAGCAGGACAAGGCCGCCAUCGUCAUGACAUCGAGGAGCUGGCGCCUCGCGACUGCUCUGUCCACCUUCAAGCAGCGCAUCAGCUGGGACGACGUCGUGCAGAACCAAGAGGGCGACGACCUGGACACCAGCAGGCUACAGUCCAGCAGGCAGAGCGUCUGCUCGGCCAUGGGGACUUCGCCGCAGGUGUCGUCGGCCUCCCCGGCCCAGUUCGCGGUCUGACCCGCGCCACUGGGCCCCCCGCUGCGCCUUCUCCACCCUUCGGAUCUGGACUUCGGAA
This is a messenger RNA of Prorocentrum cordatum, 2434 nucleotides long. The record is from the annotation of a GenBank genome assembly. NCBI's taxonomy places the organism in Eukaryota, Dinophyceae, Prorocentrales, Prorocentraceae.